GUCCGAAUUUUUGUAAAUAUUAUAUUGUGAUAAAUCACUGUGACAUUUCCGCAAUAUAGUUUCAUUCUUCACUGAAAGCAUGUAAUAAAUGAGCCGCGCCAUGAUAAAACCAACAUAAUGCGUUGCGACCAGCAUGGAUCCAGACCAGCCUGCGCAUCCGCGUCAGGGCUUUCAAACCUUAUUACAAGUAGAGAAACUGAUAGCGAACAGCAUGGAUCCUGAUCAGACUGCGCGGAUGUUGAUUUUAUCAUGGCGCGGCUCAAAUGUCUAAAUAAUUUGCAUGCCCUUCAUUUCGAGUUCUAGCUAAAGUAUGGGAAAUUAUAUGACAUAGAUAUGUUAAAGGGUACACAUAGUUAAUGAUAACAUUUAUGUAAGUUAUUUUUAAAUAUCAUUUGUUAUUUUCACAAUAAACAUAUCGGCUGUUGUCGAUAUAUUUCUUAUCAUUUGUUAAUCACAAUACUUGCGUUUAAGACGACUACCACAGUCGUCUUAAAGUGAAUGAACAUCUUUUUACUUAUCAAUUAUUAUUAUCACAAUGCUAUUAUGUUUGAAUACUCUAACCUCUUAAACUAACCGGCAACGGAUACUGUACAGCCAGUUUAGAACCGUGCAGUCAGCCAUGAUUUAUAAUGUUGAUUGUCGUAUGUUUUAUCAUUAAAAAAUAUCAAAAUACAUUAAACUUUAAAGAACUCUUUUAUGUAAUAUGCAAAACACGCUAAAAUCCAUUAUUUUUAAAUUCAGUAGGUUAAUUGUUGAUCCAUUAUCUCAUGUUUAUCUAGGUUUAUCAUACGGUUUAUCAUUCACUUAACGCAUUGUUACAACGUAUCCGUAUUACAAUUAUUCACUAUGACCUGUAUAAUUCAUACUAUUUGAAAGUUUAAAGGGAUAAGGAUAGGAUUUGUUCACACGACGGGACCGAAAAUAUUUUUUUUCGAGAUUUCUGCACUGUCGGUAUAGACUAGACGUGCAAAAUUUUAAUCGUUCCCCGCUCACUCCGGUCAUGCCAGAAUAAUCAGUUUAAUUUUUGUUUUCCCCCUUUAAGCUAAAAAGGUAUUUAUUAUACAAAAAUGCCUUUUCAAUUUAAUUUUGGCCACAUAGUUCUUUUAAAUUUCUUGCCUUUUUCAUAUAAUUAUAUCGUGUCCUAUUUGAUCUAUGUAUAAAUUUUAAAUUAUAUUUUCCAGGAGUUUUGACCCCAGUAAUUUCCCUUUAAUAGUAUUGUCAUAAACAAGUACCGCGACUUACAAGAAAUAAAAACCCGUUUUAAUUAUUGUUUAAAAUCAAUUGAAACAUAAAUAAUGAAUGGCAAAAUUUCCGAAAUUUUUAUCGACGUACAUACAGUAUUUAAUAAUAAUGAUACUGACGCACGUAUGUAAUUGAUAAUAACGAUAAGACGAACACAUUAUGAACUAAAACAAAUAUGUAUUUAAACUACAUGUAGUGAUAAUGUACCCUACUUAUUUGAGUUAUGUGUUCAUACGUGUUCAUUGAGGUAAAAAGUUGUUUUCCUUUAUUUGAAUAAUGUAAUAAUUAUAAAUAGUAACAAAAGUUUGGAUAAAUAGAUGUAAUUAGUUUUUACAUUCAGAGAAUAUUUAUACAUAAUGUAUAUAAAUAGUAAAAGGUUUUGAUGAAUAUUUAGUUUUAUUUUUAAAAUUCACAUUUUGUUUAAUAAUUUGUGUGAUAAAGUGAAUGCAUAUCUUUGUCUUCGGGAUAAUCAAAAUUAAAAAUGUUAACACUGCGUUUUGAUAAAUGUUAAUCAGCAAGUGAGUUUGGUUUAACGGAAUUUCAGAGAAAGCCGAUAAAUCUCAGAAAUAUAUCAAAUUGAAAUGGCUGAAGUUUAGAUGUAUUAAAAGGAAGUACGAACAGACGGUUAGAAUGAUACGAUAUCAACGCUUAUGUUGACAUUUUUACGUUACCAAUUAUUUUAUUACAUAAAGUUUCAUGAAAAGAUACAUCAAACAUCAAGUUUACAGUGACAGUGGAAAUAAAUUCUUCCGGAGUCUUUAUUUCUCAACAUAAGUGAACAUUAUAAAACGCGCUGGUAGAUAUGGAGAUGUCGUACGUCAGUACAACGUCGACGUAUAACAACGUCACGGCAGCGACAUUACGUCCAUCAAAUCACUCGGUGCCAAUUUACGUUCUUGUUGUUACCAUAUUAAGUUGUUUGCUAUCUUUGAUUGGAAUAAUAUGCAUAUUUGUAUCUUAUUAUGCCAUCGCUUCCGUCCGGAAUUAUAUCCGAAAACUAUUACUGUGUUUGACCAUUGCUAAUUUGCUGGAUGUAAUUGGGAUAAUCAUUGGCUUAGCAAGAUACAUACUUCUGGAAUACACAGAUGUAAGCAAUCAGCAUGAACAAGAAAGUUGCACCCUUCACAGUUUUAUAACAUCAUUUGCCCCAUGUAGUUCUUUUUUCUGGACUGUUUUAAUAGCGGUUUAUAUUCAGGUCCAAGUACUGAAACCGAGAUGGGUUGAUAACAUGUCUAACAAGCGUGCAACCGUUACGUAUCAUGUGAUGUCAUGGGGUAUACCAGGUAUCACAUGUAUAGUGGGCUUGUACUUUGACGUAUUUGGUGACACCGAGGACAUCUUCACAGGACCUUGGUGUUGGAUUAGGACAAGCUUACCGAGAAAAACGGCCAUUCUGUGGAUGUUUCUGACAGUAAAAGGAUGGGAAAUCCUUUCCUAUAUCAUCUUAGCAGAAGUGCUGGUUUAUGUCGUUUAUAAAAAGUAUAUAUUACCCACAUGCAUGAAGAAAAGACGGACACCGUUUGCCGAGUUAUUCGGACAGAAUACACAAGUAAAUGUGUCCGAAGGUCUACGACCGGAAGAUAAGAAUUUUGUAUAUGUCUGGCUCAUAUUCUAUGUUCUUCGUUUUGGAGGAACCUUCCGAUUCUUGAUGCAUAUAAUCAAAGAACCAACAGAUGGCGUUAUGAUAAAUACAGAUAGAGCUAUGAUGGUAUGGCAAGCGUUUGGUGAUACGGCACAAGCGUUCGGAAACUUUAUUUUCCUUUGUGUCUUUGACAAAUCUAUCAGACAACAUUACUGUAGCAAACAUAUAAACAAUAUUAGCGAUGACCACGUGGCAGCCAGAAGCGAGGCUUUGGUAAACAGUGGUUUUACUUCAACAGAAUCAUUGCCAGCAUAACGGCAGACUUGUUUUAUCAUACAAUUUCAUGUCUUUCAUGGCCAUUUAUUACAACGAUUUCAUGUCGAAUAUUUAGUGUAUUUAAAGGAAACAAUCGUGGGAUGUUCUACCAUACUAGAAACUUAUCUGAAAAAAAAAAGACUGUAACUUUCACACUUUUGCUUUAUAACUGUUCUCUCCGUUGCCGAGUUUGUCAUUAUUCAAAAUACGUUACUGCACAGUAAAUGCAUAUGCUGAAGUUAAAAAAUGUAUAUAAUUGUCCAUUUUGGCAUUUUGGGCGCAGUUGUCUGCUACUGAAACAAUCUUCGUUUAAUUUAUUUUUUCUUUUGUUUCAGCAGAUAAUUUUUGAAAAAUAUUACUAUAACUGUUUCGUGAGUAUCAAUGCCUUGUCCCUAACAUUUUAAAUAUAUUUUGAAGCAUACAUUAGCGGUCUGUCCUGUGAAAAGGACACAUUUCUUAGAUGACUAAAGACUCUCACAAUAACAUGAAAAUGUUAACCAAUAAAUUCAUUGACACCUUUUACAACAGUGUGUGUCUGUAUUUCGUAGAAGUGUGAAAAGAGAAAAAAUAAUCCCUAAAGAAAGUCCAAAACAACAAAUUUG
Molecule: messenger RNA, 3741 nt
Organism: Ruditapes philippinarum (Manila clam)
Lineage: Eukaryota; Metazoa; Mollusca; Bivalvia; Venerida; Veneridae
Product: G-protein coupled receptor 157-like
Exons: 4
Coding region: 2045-3139 (364 amino acids)
Biological process (GO): adenylate cyclase-activating G protein-coupled receptor signaling pathway; cell surface receptor signaling pathway
Cellular component (GO): plasma membrane
Molecular function (GO): G protein-coupled receptor activity
Source: RefSeq, a predicted model, not a curated record